AGAAAUUCCGAUCUUUUCCUAUGUAAACAGCGCUUACUAACCAAAUAUUUUAUUCUACAUUGAUAUUACUUUGACUCUUUUUACAUAAUUUAACAAAAUCAGUCAGUACACCGAUUGCUAAAAGUUCGAGAAUCGUUAUUUAAAUACAAUUUUAUUGAGACAAAAUUAUUAAUCUGAAAAACCAUUCCCAAAGGAUCGAACAGCAUGAGUGACGCACAGUCUUUAAUUCAGAACCAAAACGACGGCAACAUUGGCGAUGUCUAUCAGAGCGUUGUCGUCGAUAUAAAUAGACAGCAUACGGUAGUAGAUCAAGAGCACUUUGAGAUCAAGAAAGACAGAAGACCGGGACCAACGUGCUCAUUCUUACCGGUUGUAAACACCACACUGAUUGUUAUUUUGACUUCGAUGGUGAUAUAUGUCAUCGUACGUUUAAAUCACAGUGGCGCAGUUGGCAUUGAUGCAGAGGUUCAUGGAAAGCUAGACAUUGUAAAAGUUGAUCCUGUUGUUCACCAGGCCUCGCACCAAGCUCUUACAGAUGAUACCUUACCCACUUCAAAACAGGAAGAUAUACACGACGUGUUUGAGUUGGACCAAAAUAAGUUGAAGAAUUUGGGAUUUGUCCGGUGGAUAAGGACCGAGGAUUCUAAAUCGAUAACCCCCAGUGAAAAUGACUCUUGCGUUGAAAUUUCACAUCCGGGUCUGUAUGCCGUAUUUUCCCAAAUAACGUUCAGGCUCGAUAAAUUAUCGCCGGAUCGCGUUAGUCACAGCAUUAUAGUCAAACGUAAUGAGACUGAUGAAUCGACGACCCAGAUACGUUUGCUGGACAUACCCCAGAUGAGAGUUGGCACCCAUUCGUUUUUUAUGCCUAGUAAUAUUAAUGUGGUUAUAAGUGUCAAACCGAGGGAAAAAGUGUGUGUAAUGGUAUACCCAGCUGAUAUGGUCUAUGUAUCUGCUGUCCAUAAUAUUCUCACGGUUGUAAGACUUAACGCACUAACAGUUUAAAUCAAUGUAUAAAAUAUAUUUUUUCCAUUCUCCUGAUUCAGUAUUACCAGUGCGUUUAUAUUUAAAUCAUGUUUUAGCCAAAUAACAUAUCAGCAUGCAAGAAGCUAAAUUGCUGUCGUUUUAAGCUAAUAAACAUAUCUUAUACUCGACUUGUAUUCCAAGUUCUUCGAGAACGUUGUAAAGGAUUGGUCUCAUGCCCAUGUUUUCACCACCGGAAGGAGGAGCACUUUUUAAGCAAACUGCCCUUACUAUCUGUCUAUGCGUUUAGACUAAAAGGAUGUAGAAUUAAUAAGCUGUUCCAUAGCUUAAACAGGAUUGCAGUGUAGGUUGAACUUGCGGUUAUUUUGUUUAUUAAAUAACUAAUUGUGUAGCAUAUAUUGGCAUGAAGUACAUUUCUUUGACUUUUGUUUGCUACUUUAAGUCGUAAUAUAUACAUGAAAUAAAUGUUCAAAUGAGGAAAUAUGUUAACAUGAAAUCAUGUCAUUUUUCCUUAUAAUCUUUUGUAAGAAACCAUUACCCACUUUGUGUAACCAUUGCAAUGAAUUGUGGGCAUUCAAAUCGACGUGUUUUGUGGUCAUCGGAAAGUAAUCUGGAUAACUAGUUACCUCGUGUUUCCUCCUUAUGUUCCUUAAAUUACUCAAAAUGACAUUUAAAGGGGCCUUCCGUGUAUGUAUAUAUUGUGUAUAGACUGUGUGAAUAAUAAAUGAGUUUGAAAAUUAAAUUUACAGCGAAUAUUUUCUUCAAUCAUCUUACAUACAGAUGUGUUCGACGUUUUAUCAUGCUUUGUAUGAUAUGAUUUACAUGUAUACAGUUUCAGUAUUCACGACGUUUUGUCUUGCUUUGAAUGAUAUGAUUUACAUGUAAACAGUUUCAGUAUUCACGACGUUUUAUCAUGCUUUGUAUGAUAUGAUUUACAUGUAUACAGUUUCAGUAUUCACGACGUUUUAUCAUGCUUUGUAUGAUAUGAUUUCAUACAGUUUAAAGGGAUCUUUUCACGCUUUGGUAAAUUGACAAAAUUGAAAAAAGUUGUUUCAGAUUCGCAAAUUUUCGUUUUAGUUAUGAUAUUUGUGAGGAAACAGUAAUACUGAACAUUUACCAUGGUCUAAUAUAGCCAUUAUAUGCAUCUUUUGACGAUUUUAAAACCUAAAAAUUAUCAAGCGUUGCAACGCGAAACGAUUGAAUAAUUUGGAGAGUUCUGUUUUUGUCGUUAAAUUUUGUGAAACUACGAAGAUUGCUUAUAAAAGGUAUAAAAUACUUCAUGUAUAUGUACUCGGCGGAAUAGCUCAGUAGGCUAAAGCGUUUUUACUUCAGGACUCUGGCAGGACUCCAGGGGUCACUGGUUCGAAACCUGGUCCGGGCAAUAUUCUUUUCCUUUUUUAAAUUUUAUUCUUGAUUUUUUACUGGAGCUUUUACGAUCCAAUGUUUACAUUUAUCGAUAUAAAGCAUUUAAUGAAUAAGUUAAAAAAUGCCAAAAUCUGUGAAAAGGCCCCUUUAAGUAAUCACGACUUUUUAUCUUGCUUUGUACGGUGUGAUUCCAUACGGUUUCAGUAUUCAUGAAGUUUUAUCAAUCUUUUUACGAUAUGAUUCCAUACAGUUUCAAUAUUCACGGAAUCUUGUUAAACAGUCAGUGGUGAAAAAAGUGUGCGAUCUUUUCGAAUAUUAUUGUUUUCAAUUGCUAUCUAUUUUUAGCAAUAUGGGAUUCCUUGCACGAGUGUAUGACGUAGAUACUGUGACCAACGCGAUCUUGCGAUGAUGUUGCAGACUGAAAAUUAUUGGGAAAAAUGCGCCAUAAAGAACGGAAUAUGAAAUUUCAAACGCAUAAUCGCGUUGAUAACGGCACCUACGUAAACGGCCAUACCAAAGUCCUACUUAUAUCCUAGCUAAUGAAAGGAAACUUAUAUUGAUAAAAAUAGAUGGCCAUUGAAAAGUAUUAUGCACGCUAAGAUGGUAAAGAUGAAUGGUUUACAAGAGUUUGUGAAUACUAUUUGGCCAUGUAUCAUGUCUAUAUGAGUGGGUGUACCACUUAAUAUUAUAAUUAUAGUUAAUUGCUGAAAAUAAUAAUUGCAUCAUUGUUUUCGUACAUGAAUUUGUGUUUUUGUAUACAUCACAUACCAGUAUUGUCGCAAUGAAAACACAAUUUAAUAGAACAAUAAAAAACGUCUGCUCAAACGUUUGGCCCAUCGUCAAACGUCAAACAAAAUGCAAUGAAUCUUUGGUAUAUUUAUGUCUCUCAACUUGCGCUCAUGGAUUUUAAAAUAAUGUGCCUAAAUGUGUGUAAGAGUUUCGAACUAAGUCACUAAUGUUUUGUCCAUGUAGAUUUUUGUUUAAAGUUUCAGUUUUUAUUUGAU
This is a messenger RNA of Dreissena polymorpha, 3350 nucleotides long. RefSeq lists its product as uncharacterized. The record is from RefSeq and is a predicted model, not a curated record. Gene Ontology annotation, molecular function: protein binding. The coding region runs from base 205 to 1002 and encodes 265 amino acids. Lineage: Eukaryota; Metazoa; Mollusca; Bivalvia; Myida; Dreissenidae. The transcript is spliced from 4 exons.